AUGUCGGAACCCGCACGGGUGCAACAGCAGUUCGGUAAUACGUCAGUAACCGAUGGUAGCCAAGCGUUUCAGGGUAUUGCCCAUGGAGAUGUUGCGAUGAAUUCAACCCAUCAUCACUACGCCGCUCAAGGACGUCCAGAAACCCCACCCAAGCCGACAGUUGUCAUACCCUUCAAUCGCGACGAAGACUUCGUUCAGCGGGGCACAGUGCUCGACCAACUUCACUCCUUAGGCAAGCCAGCUUCGCGAACCGCGCUAGUUGGCUUCGGUGGUGUCGGCAAGUCGCAGAUUGCAAUUGAAUACGCUUUCCAAAUCCAAGAACGAUCACCCGACACAUGGGUUCUCUGGGUCCACACGAGUAACGUCGCUCGUUACGAGCAGAGUUUGCGAGACAUUGCAGACUACGUCAAACUGCCUGAACGCAAGAGUGCUGAAAAGAACAUCUUUGAACUGCUCUAUAACUGGCUGCGUAGCGAAAAGAGUAAGAAGUGGGUUCUUAUCCUCGAUAAUGUCGAUGACGCCAGCUUCCUAGUCGACAGACCGUCCGACCAUAAACACGGGCAACAGGAAGACUCAGGCAGUCAGAGGGCACGGCCGCUCGCGUCGUAUCUUCCUCAUUGCCAACAUGGAUCUAUCCUCAUCACGAGCCGAAGCAAGCGUGAGGCGUUGAAACUAGUCGAAUCACACAAUAUCGUCGAGGUCCAGCCUAUGAGUGAGGCAGAGGCAGUAGCACUCGCACAAAACAAACUAAGAAAGUUAGCCACGCAGGAGAGCAUCAAGAGUAUCAAAAGUCUGACCGAAACGCUCGAAUAUAUGCCCAUGGCAAUCGUCCAAGCGACAGCCUACAUCUUGCGGAGAGACCCGCAUUGCUCUAUACAACAAUAUCUCGUCAAAUUUAAGCAGAGCGAUCGGAAGCAAGCAAGCCUCCUCGACUACGAAGAUGGACAAUUACGUAGGGAUUGGGAAGCUAAGAAUUCGAUCAUUAUCACAUGGCAAGUAUCGUUCAACCAUAUCCGUGAAAUCCGACCGUCAGCAUCCGAUCUGCUUUCGCUUAUGAGCUUCUGCGAUCGCCAGGGCAUUCCUGAGAGUCUUUUGCGAGCUUCAAGGGAGGAUUCCUCCAUUCGAUCAAAUCCUGAUAUUGAUAACUCGAGAAAUAAUAGCGAAUGUCCUGAUGAAGAAACCGAAUCGGAAUCCAGCGAAAAUAACGAGUUCAACGACGAUAUCUUGAUUCUGCGCGAUUACUCGUUCAUUUCUAUUACUGAAGACAGAUCAACCUUUGAAAUGCACAGAUUGGUACAACUCGCUACACGAAGAUGGCUCGAAGUCAAGGGGCAGCAGAAUAGAUGGAAGACGGAGUUUAUUACUCGACUCUAUGCACACUUUCCAACAGGGGCAUACGAGAACUGGGGAGAAUGCCGGGUGCUCCUACCGCACGUCAAAUCGGCGGUAGCGCAACGACCUAAGAGCGAGGCGUCAUUACUCGAGUGGGCUUUCAUCUUGCAUGAGGCCUCGAGGUAUCUUUUGGAGAUGGGCCAAUGGCAUGAGGCGCACAAGAUGGCAGAAGAUGCGAUCGAGGUCAGGAUGCAGAUUUUUGGGGCGGAUCAUCCUGAUACAUUAACUAGUAUGAAUAACCUGGCAUCGAUAUUCUGGAACCAAGGCCGAUGGGAGGAAGCAGAAAAGCUAGAGGUAGAGGUAUUGGAAAUCCGAAAGCGAAAACUUGGGGCAGAUCAUCCUGAUACAUUAACUAGUAUGAGUAACCUGGCAUCAACAUUCUGGAACCAAGGCCGAUGGGAGGAAGCAGAAAAGCUACAGGUAAAGGUAUUGGAAAUCGAAAAGCGAAAACUUGGGGCGGAUCAUCCUGAUACAUUAAUUAGUAUGAAUAACCUGGCAUCAACAUUCUGGAACCAAGGCCGAUGGGAGGAAGCAGAAAAGCUAAACGUCGAGGUAUUGGAAAUCGAAAAGCGAAAACUUGGGGCGGAUCAUCCUAAUACAUUAAUUAGUAUGAAUAACCUGGCAUCAACAUUCUGGAACCAAGGCCGAUGGGAGGAAGCAGAAAAGCUAGAGGUAGAGGUAUUGGAAAUCCAAAAGCGAAAACUUGGGGCGGAUCAUCCUGAUACAUUAACUAGUAUGAAUAACCUGGCUAUUACAUGGGAUGGACGAGGCCGACGGUCAGAAGCUCUUGAAUUGAUGCGAGAAUGUGUGUCGAUUUCACAAAGGACUUUAGGGGCUCAUCAUCCGCAUUAUCUAGACUGUGCAGAAACCUUGAAGACGUGGGAACUAGAGCAUACAAAUUCGAAUGCUUCUGCGUAGCACUUUCGAUCUAUGUUUCGAACGAAGCUCCAGGGGAUAGCUACUCGGUUCAAGAGACGCUUCGAUUGAUCUACUACCUAUGGCAUUUGUUACCCGUCGUCUUACGAAACAACAAUCAUGCGGCCUGGGCAGAAGGUCUAGGAGGAUGGCCAGGAGGGCGGGGGUUGAACUAUUCUAGCACCCAAACUAGUCUUUCCUUACUAUAUAUUUCAAUUCCUAUGAUACAAGACUGAUUUGUGCUAGUGAAGAGAGGGCCUGCUUAACAGAUAAUAAGUCGUUUCUACUAAUAAUUAUGUGCGACAAUCAUGUAAGUUCCAAAAAGAAAUAAGUAAAUGCCAAGUAUUUCAGGAGUGAUAACUAUACCUGAUGCGAAUUCGGUUUAGAUUUUGCAUACAAAAUGUUGAAGUGUUGGUACGGAAGCC
Xylaria bambusicola is the source of this 2732-nucleotide messenger RNA. Its product is annotated as P-loop containing nucleoside triphosphate hydrolase protein. Gene Ontology annotation, cellular component: kinesin complex. The coding region runs from base 1 to 2310 and encodes 769 amino acids. The transcript is spliced from 3 exons. The record is from RefSeq and is a predicted model, not a curated record. Gene Ontology annotation, molecular function: protein binding. Lineage: Eukaryota; Fungi; Ascomycota; Sordariomycetes; Xylariales; Xylariaceae.